AUGGCGUGCUUUGGUUUUCAAAAUGCUUCAGAGUUCGUAGUGUUCUUGACAAGCCUUCUUGUGGGCGUCACCAUGGUGAUGGGCGUCAACGCUAUAAACUCUGCACCCAACUUCAUAUUAAAGUACUAUGAGUUCAUUGCAAGUCCUAAUUCCCAGCCUAAAAUGCCCAAAUUCUGGGCUAACAUUUUAAACUACUACACAAUAAUCACAAUUGUGGUGCAAUCUAUUCAUGAGCCUACGAAUGUCACCCCCUUUUUAUGCCGCUUCUCGCUGCUUUUCAGGCUAGAGCUGAGCUGCCUUGUCAUGAUGGUGGAGCUUUUGGUGAUCCUUUUGAUGCCGUUUGGUGGGACAUCCGAAGAAGGUGCAAUAGCUGGAAUGAUGAUUGCAGCCUAUCUCGGUGGAGUGGCUCGUGCUUACUUUGAAAAUACCGGUUACGCCCUCUUCGGCCCUUGCCCGUCCAAAAUGAUGUCAGCGAUGUUAAUUGGAUCGGCCUUGUCGGGGGCGAUCGUUUCGGUGAUGCAAAUUGUUCUCAAAGCAUCUAUGCCGGACACCCAUGACUCCAUCUUGCAGCAGUCCGUUUUGUACUUUUCUCUCACUUUGGCCAUUAUCUUUGCUGCGGGAGCACUAUUGUUCUUACUCCUACUCAAUCCAUUCGCCAAGCAGUUUGUAGCGGAGCUUCGCAGUCGACGAGGCUUUUGGCAGAAUAUUUAUCGUCCCUUGCGCCAGAGCGACACCGCCAACGCACCGCACGAAAAUGAUAGCCCACAUAAAGUUAGGGACAAUGAAGAUGCCUGUGAUUCACACAAUACUGCGACCUUCCCCGAUUCAGACGAAAUCAAGAGAGAUGCGUUAUCCAAGGUGGUGUCGGCACCGCCGGUCGCUUCAAAACAACUCACCCCAGUGGACAAUGCUAAUUCUGCCAAACAUAGCACGACUGGGGGCACCCAUGCGCAUCCUAUCUCUCUAAAGGAGGGGACCGACAUCAGCACAUCUGAGCUGCUGCAGGGUGUGAAACUUUGGCCUGUCAUCAAGAAAACCUAUCCGAUGAUGUUAUCAGCCUUCCUCACCUUUGGUGUGACGUAUCUCAUCUACCCAGGUAUCUUCUUAGCAGUCGACGCGAAUGAUGGUUGGUACACCACUCUCAUCAUGGCGUGCUAUAACUUCUGCGAUCUCAUAGGCCGUGUGGUGAGCAUGUGGAAGCGGGUGUGGCCGAGCCGCCGGUUCAUUUUGAUCGUCACCAUAGUACGAAUCGUCUUUGUUCCGCUGCAGCUGCUAUGUGCGCUGCACAUCAUCCCUGGGAAGACCGCCUCGUAUGUCUUCACCACGCUCUUGGGGUUGACGAAUGGGUUCUUUGGGACGCUGGCGAUGGUGUACGCCCCUUUUUCACCAGGGUUGGAAUCCGAUGCUGAGCAGGCAUUGGCUGGUCAGGUCUCUGGCGCGUGUUUGCUUCUUGGUUGCUCUGUAGGUUCUCUUCUUCAGCUAGCGGAGGUGAUCCCUUUCACUUAA
Phytomonas sp. EM1 is the source of this 1506-nucleotide messenger RNA. The record is from the annotation of a GenBank genome assembly. Lineage: Eukaryota; Euglenozoa; Kinetoplastea; Trypanosomatida; Trypanosomatidae.